UCUCUAGGGGCUUGUGUUGCCUGGCUUGGAAUAUGGGGAGUUCAGAGCACUCCUCGUGCUCAGAGAGGGGGAGAUGGCUGAUCUGCAGGGGAUGCUGCACAGAAAGGGGGGGGGGCAGCCAGAUCUGGAGCUUGUCCCUGCUAUAACCUGUCUGUGCCCGAAGGCUCCUCUGGGCGUGUUGAAAUUAACCUGCCCAAGAAUACAUCUCUUUUGUGUAAGAUGCCAACCACCAUCAUGGCUGCCCCCUCCAACACUGCUUGUGACCCCAUCCUGGUGUUCAGGAGUAAAGGAAAGCGGAACUACUACAACAGCACGUACCAGGGACGGAUCACUCUAUCAGACUGGCUCCUCGUUUCUGUGAAGAACGCAAGUGAAUGGAUGGCCGGAGAAUACCAAGUCGUUAGUGACCUUCAUGAAACCUGCAUGGCUCGUAUCAAUCUGACGGUGCCUGGUCCUGUCUUGUUCCCACCACCUAUAUCGGAGACUCCCACUGUCAGAGAGGGGACUGCCAAUCAGACUAGAGAGGGAAGUAGACGAGGGUUGCUUUCCAAUGGCUCUCUGGAGGGGGAGCCAAGGGGCCGCUGUGGCAUGUGGGUAUCACCGGGGUUCGUUGCUGCUUUUAUUGCUGCUGCACUUUAUGUCCGCUGGAAACGUGGGAGAGAAGGACCAGAAACCCAUCGUGGUUGCGAAGAGGAAGGGAUCAUGGACUCAGCAGACUCACCCGUUUGCGUGCUGGCCCGUGUCUCACAUCUGCACAAGGCUGGAACCCAAGACAUAGAGGCUGGUGAGGAGAUCCCAUUGAAUGGAGAGGUGGCGACUGAGCCCCGGGAAUUGAGCUGGCUGCCCCCACACAGCCGAGAGGCAGCACUUUAAUAGCGUUGAAUGGCCGAGGUGCGGGCACCUCCUGUCUGUGUUGCACAGCUACGAUCAUUGCACUAUCCUGGAUGUGACCUCUUCCCAUGUGAGGCCAGGGAUGCCCUUGCACUUAAAGCUCUGGGCUGGGACUUGGGAGACCUGGGUCUUCCACCAACUCCCUGUCUAAGGGUGA
Messenger RNA from Dermochelys coriacea (leatherback sea turtle), 1048 nucleotides. RefSeq lists its product as uncharacterized. Bases 220 to 873 code for a protein of 217 amino acids. NCBI's taxonomy places the organism in Eukaryota, Metazoa, Chordata, Testudines, Dermochelyidae. The transcript is spliced from 5 exons. The record is from RefSeq and is a predicted model, not a curated record.